This is a messenger RNA of Anoplophora glabripennis (Asian longhorned beetle), 2715 nucleotides long. Its product is annotated as proline-rich protein 2. The record is from RefSeq and is a predicted model, not a curated record. The transcript has 4 exons. Bases 357 to 932 code for a protein of 191 amino acids. Lineage: Eukaryota; Metazoa; Arthropoda; Insecta; Coleoptera; Cerambycidae.
UUAGUGAGUACUGAGUGUGUAUUCUGCGAUAUCUGUGACUUCUGUCAUAUAUUUAUGUUAAUAUUAUAAUAUUCUGUCAUUUUGGUCAUUUGAUAUGUCGUCACAUUUUUUACAUUAUUAGUUUUGAUUUCAAUAUUUAAGAAACAAUAUCUUGCAGAUUAUUUUUUUUAGAUUAUCUUGUUUACUAUUUUUUUUAACAUUAAGUUGCAAACAAUAAUAGUGAAGAGAACUGCUGGAAUUUCUGAGAAUUGUUUUGGGAAAAAUUUUGCUGGUAUGCUGUGUCGUGAACAGAAAAUUUAAAGUAGCCGUGAGCUGGGAAUGCUCAUUCAUAAUUUGUUUUAUUAAUACAACAUAAAAUGGAUGUAUUUAUGCCAAUCGCAAUAUGUGUUAUUUUUUUGAUAUUAUUUGCAAUAUGUGGUUGGUGUUGUAAAAGAAAACGUGAAGGUACCGUGUAUGGACAAGGACCAAAUGUGACAGUAACCACUCAACACUCUUCUGCGGUUGUUGCGCCUCCAUAUCCUAUAGCUGAUCGACAUCCUAUUCCACAAACUUGCGGUCCAGCUGCUCCAGGGUUUGCAACACAUACUCCACCUUACCCUACACAUACACCUCACCCACAACCAGUGCUGACAUAUUACCCUCCACCAAUACCAAUAGGUAUUUCUCCAUAUCCUCCAACAGGUGGGAUAACCCAUUACGCACCUGCAACUGGUGGCACUCCAUACCCUCCAGGAGGAGCAACACCAUACCCUCCAGGAGGAGUAACUCCAUAUCCUCCAGGAGGAGUAACUCCAUAUCCUCCUGAUGGACACGGCAAUUAUAGUGCUAAUCCACCUCCUUAUGAUGUAGCAGUUUCUAGCCCACCAGUGCAACCACUUCCUGUUAAAGAAGGUUAUGGAAAACAGGCACCUUACAAUCCCAAUUACAGUUAAAUAGGUAAUGCCAGGUUGAUCGCUUUAUUGGUUUGUUACUUUUCAAAGACAGUGAGGUUUAUUCAUAUGUAACUGAAAUAAAGCCAAUACGUUCAGUUACAGUAAGAAUAUGUUAGAGUGAGUUUUGAUGUUUAUAUUUGUGUUAUAAAAACGUUUUAUUGAAAUAUUGUCCGUUUGUUUUCUUAUAUUGUCAAAACUUUUUAUAAAAUAAAUAACCUUAUAUAAUUCAGUGGAAUCAUGUAUAAUAGGAUUAUUUAAAAAUUUAUUAUUUUUAUAAAAUCUUUAAAUCAGUAAAGAUCUGAAAUGGCACAACUACAAGGAAACCUCAUUGAAGUUGGCAAAUUCCAAGAGUAUAAUGUAAAAUAUAUUGUAUAUUUGAGCAAAAAAUUGCCCUAACUUCCUUCAUUUCAGAAAUUAAGACAUUGCAUGUCUGUAGAAUAUCCAAAUUAAGACGAUUAAAAAUUUUUGUUACACCAUAUUAGCACUUUCUGUAACAAGUGCAUAAAUAUCUGGUGUUAAAGCCUAUUUCUUAUUUAAAAAAAAUAUUUCAUGUAAAAUUAUAGAGGACUUAGGUUUACAAAACCAAAAUUAUAUUCAUAUGAGAAUUGUUAGAAGUUAGAUUACAAGAUAUAUAGAUAAAUACAUAACUCCCUUCUGCUAUUAAUCUUACAGUCACAUCAUAUCAAUCAUAUAGAACAAUUUGUAACAAUGAAAAGAAAAUCAUCUUUGUAAAUUUUUACAAUAAUUUACAAAAUUAUGACUCAUUUUGAUCAGGAAAAAAUUAAUGUGCAGAAUAUAACUUUUAAAAAACAUUUUUGGUUUACAAAGGUAUGAACGUCAUGUUCCUUUCAUUGUAUUUGUGGUUGUGGAUUCAAACAUGUGAGCUCUUAUAUUGGUUGUUCUGACAAACAGCCAAUAAUCGCUCGUAUUUUCAAGUCCAUUAGAUUCAUUAACAAUCAAAGCAACACAGUAAAUGUGUAUCGCACACGUCAAAAGUUGCGGAUCAUCGAAAUCAGUUGGAGCUAAAGACUCUUUAUGUAUAUCUGUUAUAGGCGGUUUGGAAUGAAAUUAUUAAAGAAUUGUGGUAUAUUAAUUAUCAGGACAGUUUGGAGGCAUUCCUUGCAACAAAUGGAUAAAAUUUAAUCAGAAAAAUUAUGUAAGCUAAAAAUUGUUUAUUGCUAUGAUUUUGUAAAUAAAUCAUUAUUUUUAUUAUAAAAGUGUGGUUUUCUGAAAAAAAAAAAAAAUGGUAAAAAUUUCUUGCUAUCUGAAAUUCUCUGCCUUUAGUUUUUCAGAUUUUUCCCUGAUAUUGAAAUUACAGUAUACACUAUAUAUCUUGUGUAAGCCAUCCUAAUUAUUAUCUUAAUCUAACUUAAACGUCUCUAUAUAAAUGUUAAUAAAUAUACAAUAAGUUAAUUGUCCAAGAAGCAGCUUUUCAACAGGCUCUUAUUUCAUACGAAGGACAUUAAUUAUGUUUUUUGUAGUUAUUAUUAUUUAAAUUAUAUACCGUACAUAUGUAUGUUUUCUGAAUGUGAUAUAUUAAUAUGAAUAUAUAGAAUAUAAAGUUUAUUUUUUAUAUACGUUAAUUUUCUAAGACAAAUAUUUUUAUGUUAGUACGUACCUACAUGGGUUUAAGUUUUCGGACCUCGGGAAAUAUGAUGGGCAUUUAACUUAAAUUUCUUCUAUUCUUAAAAACUUAAACCUUACAGAGGCAAGUGAACACAUUUAGUUAUGUAUAUAUUGUUUAAACUUUGUAAGACUGUAUAAAAUAAAUAUUUUUUCCCAA